AUGAAAGCUGUUAUUUCACAAAGACUGGGUUUCGAAAGACCGGAUGAUGAAAUCUCAAGUCUAGAUACCACAUCGUCAAUCCAGACUCAUUCAGAGGUCGCAAGUACCCAUAACCAAGAAGUUAAACCUGAAGAGUCACCCAGAGCUUCUGAACAACCUAAUAGUUUGUGUACCGAUUCAAAUAAAAUAAAAAUACAAACAAGUCCAACCAAGUGUUUGGAGAUCCUUGAUGAACCGAUUACUCCUAGUAGUUCCGCUCUUGUAAGCGAUUCAGAAACACUAGCUUCUCCACACUUUACUCAGAGCCUUAAUUCAAGUCCUACUUUAACUUUAGCCCAAAUUGUCUCAGCAAGCCAUAACGAAGUGCAUUGA
Schistosoma turkestanicum is the source of this 372-nucleotide messenger RNA. NCBI's taxonomy places the organism in Eukaryota, Metazoa, Platyhelminthes, Trematoda, Strigeidida, Schistosomatidae. The record is from the annotation of a GenBank genome assembly.